This is a messenger RNA of Oreochromis aureus, 2526 nucleotides long. RefSeq lists its product as uncharacterized. The transcript is spliced from 8 exons. The record is from RefSeq and is a predicted model, not a curated record. The coding region runs from base 441 to 1508 and encodes 355 amino acids. Lineage: Eukaryota; Metazoa; Chordata; Actinopteri; Cichliformes; Cichlidae.
GUAGGUUGUGCCUGUUUACAUCUUGGUAAAGUAGAAGAGUUUGUCUGAAAGCUGCCUGCUGAAUAGGCUGAAAAGAGAAGAAACACAGUUUGUUUGCCUGGAUAUUAAAUGAAAGCUUCCUUUGCUACAAUUUCCACUGAUGUUUGUGGAUGAUUACUAUUUACACUUAUCACAUGUAAGGAAUCACUUGGACAGCUAAAAACUGUACCAGCACACACUGAACAGUGAGGAAAGAUGGAAGCUGUGCUUGGAUUGAUGAUUAUUCUACUGGGAGUUGCUCAUGUGCAUGAAUAUACAAGUACAACUUCAAAACCGGACGCCAACGUUUUCACUCGCCUCUGAGGCUGAUUACUAACACAUUGGAGUCCAUUCAGAGCACCACACCCACCUUUGUUUUUGAGGGAAAAGCUGCUAACUUGAUCAACACAGGCUGAACAGACAUGGAAGCUGCAGUUGGACUGUUGCUGGUGUUGCUUAGAGUCUCUCAUGGUGUGAAAACUCACUGUGAUGGCAGACAGGAUGGAGCUCAGUGUUAUGGAGCUUUGGGAGGAACUGUGGACAUCCAGCUGAUGGACAGCACCUCAGAAAUACCUAGAUACUACUUGUUAAAGGAUUCAUUAAAAAUACUAAAUGUCAGAAAUAAUAAGGUUCUUUCUAAUACCACAGAACGCAGGUCUCUCUUUUUUUCCAGUAAUAGAACAUUUAGGAUCAAUAACCUGAGCAGGACAGACAGUGGUAAAUAUACCCUUCAAACCUUUGAUUCAGAUGGACAUUCAUCAGGCGUGCGGACUUUACAGUUGUUUUUUCAAGCUCCUGUGUCCUCUGUCCUGCUGGUCUCUGAGUGUCUGUCCCAGGGAGAGAUGAGGGUGUCCUGCUCCUCUGAGGGAGGGGACAGUCCUCAGUACAGCUGGACUCUGGAUGGACACACACUGACAGAUGCUGAGCUCCUUUCUGUAAAUAAUAAGACUAACAUCAUCACUCUGAAACAGCACGUCUCAGGACGUCUGGUCUGCUCAGUCAGGAACAACGUCAGUAAUGUCCCCAAAGAAGAGAUGAUAUCUACCUGUGGCUUUAUUUUCAUUAACUGUACUUUAGUCAAUGGGACAAAGAUAUCAGAGUGGGUGUAUGAAGCUAAUAACACCCUGUGUACUCAACCAAAACAGACUUCGAUGGGUAAAGACUAUGGAACUACCAUCAGUGAUGAACCAUGGUACAUUAGGAAUUUGCCACUGAUAGGUGGUGUUCUCUCAGCGCUGGUAAUUUUCUUGGUUGUUGGUGUAGCAGUCAUAUGUGCUCGGAGGAAAAAGCAAAACAGCAAACCUACAAAAAAGGAGGAAGAAGAUGACCAGGAAGUCUUUCCUGAUGCCAAGUUUGUCAAAAGGCCGGCAAACCAAGCUGAGAAAAAAGUGGCGGUGGAGUACGGCCAAGUCAAGUCUGCAAAGCGACCUCGGAGGCCUGAACCAACAGGAACUGAUUGUGUGUAUGCUAACGUCCACAAAGUCAGGUGAUGAAGUGCUCAGUGCUUUUAGACAGACAGCUCCACUGAAGGUAGUUGGAGUGAGGAGCUGAUGUUAAGAUAUUCCUAAAGGUCCUUGAUUUAAUGUAAUUUCCCAGCAUAAAAAUACAAACCAUAGCUUAUAAAUGUUAAUUUACUGGCUUAUUUAACUUUUAAUGCACUGCUGUAUUAUAUCAGGUUAUUAACACAUCUGUUGUUAUAUGACCUCUUGAUUUAAUUACAAAACACUGAGUGUUUUCUGCAUCUGUACUCUGUGGAAGCCAUAUAUAACACAGGUUAUGACUGCUAUUUAGGACGCUUUCUCUUUUAACUUGACUAGUUUUUCACUUGGUAAAGGUUCGACUAAUGUGUAAAUAGAGACAUGAUAAAGAGAAAGCACUUCAUCCUUUAUGAAAAUAUGACUGCAUAAAGUCAUAAAGCUUCUUUUGAACCAUACAUGUUAUGUAAAAAAAAAAAACAUUACUGGCUUUUAAUAUAUUUUUGCUUUUGCAAAGAUAUGCUUUAACAAUGUACUUGUAUAAUAUAAAUUGGAUAUAUAUACCCCUGAGAGUGAGUACAUAGUAGUGAUGGACAAGUAGAGGAAAAAGGCUGUAGUGACAGAUGUGGCUAUACCAAGUGAAUGCAACAUCAGGAAGAAGGAACACAAGAAGAUCGAGAAAUACCAAGGGCUGAAAGAGGAGCUAGAGAAGAUGUGGAAGGUUAGGCCAACAGUGGUCCCAGUUGUAAUUGGAGCACUUGGAGCUGUGACUCCCAAAAUGGGCAAGCGGCUCAGAGAUUCCAGGAACAACAUCCAAGAUCUGUGUCCAGAAGAGCACAGUCCUAGGAACAGCAAAGAGACUGCACAGGACCCUCAAGCUCCCACACCUCUGGCAGAAGACCCCAGCUGAAAAAAUAGAGACCACCCACAGAUUGAGUGUGGAAUUUAUAUACAGGGAGUUCAGAAUUAUUAGGCAAAUGAGUAUUUUGUCCACAUCAUCCUCUUCAUGCAUGUUGUCUUACUCCAAGCUGUA